CUCUACUUAGUCCAUUCCAGAAUUUGUUUGCAUGUGGUUAAUUCUGUCUACACUGGCCUCUCAGUCUUUACACUAAGAGAUGGCAAGCGACUGGGCGAGAUCUCAACGUGAAGGCUGGCUCUGUCGGCUCUACGGCACCGGCGAAGACGACGACAAUCGUGUUUUACCGCCUGAUUCCAUACAAGCACGAAUUCUCAAUGUACUAGAAGGCCUCCUACUGCAAAACAUCUCGCCCAGAGACGCCGCCGCGCAAACAGCGUCCCACAUCUUGUCUGAGGAAGACAUCAGCACGCCCUGGUCCAACCACGUCGGCAUGCACCUGCACGCCGUCCAAAACUUCUCCGACGAGGAAACCCUCCGCCUCCUCGCAGCCUACCUUAUCGAACUCGCCAGCCUCCCCGACGCCAUCACUUCGGGCCCUGGCCCGAAGACCAUCGAAACAGCACUUGGCCGCGAAACAAUCGAACCGGGCCAACGGAUCGAGCUGGACGGCGGCACGCUCUGGAGCGGGCUCCCAGAGUACUCCUGGAACCUGUCCGAGUCCUUCCAGGGCCCUGAGCAGUAUCUCCACCGCCUCGUCGAACCCUACACCCCCGCACAAGCAGCUCAGGCCUGGAGCAAUGUCAACACGUAUCUCGCGCUUAAGACUAUCGAUCCCAGGGUAAACGAUAUCCCGGCUCUCGCGCGCCACAUCACACUUGGCCUGCGCACGCUGGCCAUGGCGCUCGAGUGGUCGGGUGAGACGUGGCUUGGGAAGAACGCGGAGUUGCAUGCGCCUGCUGCGGCGCAGUGGCUGCGCAUUGCAGGGAAGGAGAUCGAUGAGGUUUGUAAAGAGGGGCGGGAGCAGACUGGGAGAGGGGAUAUGUGGGAGAAGCGGGGUGGGGGGCUGGAGUGUGAUGCGGCGAGAUUGGGGUUUUGGAGGGAGAGGUUGGCGGGGAUGGGGUUUGAGGUGUGA
Messenger RNA from Boeremia exigua, 955 nucleotides. RefSeq lists its product as uncharacterized. The transcript has a single exon. The record is from RefSeq and is a predicted model, not a curated record. NCBI's taxonomy places the organism in Eukaryota, Fungi, Ascomycota, Dothideomycetes, Pleosporales, Didymellaceae. Bases 80 to 955 code for a protein of 291 amino acids.